Molecule: messenger RNA, 924 nt
Organism: Pelobates fuscus (common spadefoot toad)
Lineage: Eukaryota; Metazoa; Chordata; Amphibia; Anura; Pelobatidae
Gene: FKBP1A
Product: FKBP prolyl isomerase 1A
Exons: 5
Coding region: 66-392 (108 amino acids)
Biological process (GO): protein peptidyl-prolyl isomerization
Cellular component (GO): cytoplasm
Molecular function (GO): peptidyl-prolyl cis-trans isomerase activity
Source: RefSeq, a predicted model, not a curated record
CUGCCCCGGAUCUUUGACGUCACUACGUCCAGCGUGCCGCUAUCGGAGCAUUCAGAGCGACCAGGAUGGGAGUGCGGAGAGAUGUCAUCACCCCCGGCGACGGCCAGACCUUUCCAAAAAAGGGGCAGCUGACGUCUGUGCAUUACACAGGGACCCUUGAAGAUGGAAAGAAGUUUGAUUCUUCCAGAGACAGGGGGAAACCAUUCACGUUCCGAAUGGGGCGGCACGAGGUUAUCAAGGGCUGGGAAGAGGGAAUCUCACAGAUGAGCUUGGGGGAGCGGUCACUUCUCACCAUCUCCUCUGACUUCGCCUAUGGAAGCAAAGGACAUCCUGGCAUUAUCCCUCCACAUGCUACCCUAAAAUUCGAUGUAGAAUUAUUGUGUUUGGAGUAAGGGCAUUGUGCCUCCCAUCAUGGGUGCGGAGAGGGGUCUGCUCACAAGGUCGCAUGGUCACUGGAAAUGGACACCAGGGCCAAGAAUGGACACAUCCUGACCUCCCUUUUUUCACUCUACUUCCCACUCAGACGUUUUGCUUGACAGUUUUUGACCCCUCCCUGCUUCUCAUCCUCCUGACCAGCAGGGUAACUUUGGGCAAUCUCACAGCGGAUGACAUUCUUGAGGCAGGAGGUGGUUGUGAUCAUACCAGUGAUGCCACCGGAUGUCUCGACUCUGUGCAGAAGGCAAACCUGCACUGUUCCUUAUUCACCUGGUGUGAGAAUUCUUCAUCUGUAUACAUGCCCUUGGCAGGGGUUGAGAAAGCACUAUGAUGGUUUGACUCUUUCAUGGCUGUACACUGCAGAGAUUUGUGUUUAACCUGUGGGGUUUUAAGCCAAUUUGUACUUCAGUGGUGCAGCUCCUCCCCUUCCUGCCUGCACAGCGUGAUCCCUUUCCACCUCCGCACUCUUAAAUAAACCGCUUUUCUCUA